This is a messenger RNA of Tinamus guttatus (white-throated tinamou), 722 nucleotides long. Lineage: Eukaryota; Metazoa; Chordata; Aves; Tinamiformes; Tinamidae. The record is from RefSeq and is a predicted model, not a curated record.
UCAGCCAUUAUUGUAUAUAGAUUGCCCUGGACCUGGAAAUGCAGCAAACUCCUGAUGAAGUUCAUCCACGCUGGGUUAAAUACCAUAGCUAUGAUUCUUGCAAUUGUUUCUAUGGUAGCCGUGUUUGACUACCACAAUGCCAGCAACAUUCCCAACAUGUACAGCCUGCACAGCUGGAUUGGGCUGGCUGCUGUUAUACUUUAUUCUCUCCAGCUUUUCCUGGGUUUUGCAAUCUUUCUACUCCCUUUUGCUCCAGUUUGGCUUCGAGCAGCCCUCAUGCCAAUACAUAUUUAUUCAGGCCUGCUCAUCUUUGCAACAGUGAUCGCAUCAGCUCUCAUGGGAAUCACAGAAAAGCUUAUAUUUUCACUGCAAAAUCCUGCAUAUAGGGAAUCUCCCCCAGAAGCAAUUUUUGUCAACUGCCUUGGCCUUCUAAUCGUGAUCUUCGGUGCGCUGGUUUUGUGGAUGGCCAGCCGGCCCCACUGGAGACGCCCCCCUGAAGAGCUGCCCAAGGCUCCGCGGCCCAACGGAGGGACUUCCGAAGGCACCGAAGCCGAAUCCACCAUGACCGACUGCAGCAAUGCAGAUAAACCUGACGUGGGCUUCAACAGCGAAGCAGCCAGAAAACGAAACCUCAAGCUUGAUGAAGCAGGCCAGCGAUCAACGAUGUAAAGAAAAUAUACAGUGUUAACAGCACUAUUAUGUUGCCAAAAAAUACUUCUGAU